AUGUCAUACGCAGGCACACUCCCCCUCUUCGCCCCGGGACCCAAUCCUCGAGCACCUGCCCUACCCUGGAGAUCUGACGACUUCACCGCCGUCGACGACCGAGUCCGAGGCGGAACCAGCCAUUCUCGCACCGCUAUCGUCCAAUACCCAUCUCAAUCACGCGGCGAACUCGUCUUCUCCGGUUUCCUCGACACCACCACACUCGGCGGCUCCGGUUUUGCCUCCCAAGCCUCCACCACUCCGCCCCCCGUUACACUCGCCAAGACCGACUUUUCCGGUCUCCGACUCGUCAUUCGUCGCGAACCAAACUGGUCAGAACCCUCUCCUAUUCCUCCUGGUGGCAGUAAUCCAGGAGGCGGCAAGCGCCCCGUCACAUCUUUUGUUUUCCAGAUCAAGACGGAAAAACCUCGACGCAGGCCAGAUGGUAGAAGGGAAAGUGGUGUUGUUUGGGAGUGGAGUUUCACCGUUCCGCAAACGCAGGAGGGAAUGAAGGGAUCCAGAGUCAACCCCGUGUUGAGCAAUGAAGAGUUCUGGGUCUUCGAUUCGACCUGGGAAGAUUUCAAGCCUUCCUACCGCGGCAGACCCGUAGACAAGGACACAGCCGGCGAAUUCCAACCAGAACAGACAUACGAAUGGAGCUUCAUGGCUCGGUCCAACUUCCAAGCUCAGUCAGGACCUUUUGCACUCCAGAUGCACAGCUUGAGCGCAUUACCCUUAGAAGACCAGUUCCAGUCGACCUACCCCCCUCACUCUAGCUCAACUUCCCCGUUACCGGUGGAAGAAGAAUCUACCCUUGACGCUCCACCCCAAAAUUGGGUCGACGAGAAAGCAGUCCUGUGGAUCGGUUGGAUCGCAUGGGCGCUAACGCCGGAUGAGGUGUUGCAGAAGGUAGGGAUUGCUUGGUAUCCCAAUAGAGAAUGGGCAUUCUUGCUGCCUGCUUGGUCGUUGUUUGUGGUUCUGGCAGUGUAUGCGAUAUUCAUUGGGUUGAAUGCUAGGAACACGCCGGAGCUGGAAGACAUCAAUAACGUUACGGACUCAGUGCAGAACCUGUAUCGUAUCUCGAUGCAAGAUGAGGUACAUCUCUUCGAAGACGAGAAGAUGUUGGCUCAUAGUCUUCAUGAUAUCUAUGACCUUCCACCGACGUAUGUUUCUCGUCAGAUUCACCUGUAG
Molecule: messenger RNA, 1170 nt
Organism: Ustilago hordei
Lineage: Eukaryota; Fungi; Basidiomycota; Ustilaginomycetes; Ustilaginales; Ustilaginaceae
Exons: 2
Coding region: 1-1170 (389 amino acids)
Biological process (GO): NADH dehydrogenase complex assembly
Source: RefSeq, a predicted model, not a curated record